Molecule: messenger RNA, 6461 nt
Organism: Sus scrofa (pig)
Lineage: Eukaryota; Metazoa; Chordata; Mammalia; Artiodactyla; Suidae
Source: RefSeq, a predicted model, not a curated record
GGUUUUGGUAUAUUGUUUAUUAAGAGCGUUGAGCUUUUUUUUUGAAACCUGAAGAUUUCUGUCCUCAGGAUACAAUCGACGAACCUGAAUUAUGAGUAUUGCCCAACAUCCGUUCUCUCCACAGUGGUCCUGGAGGGUUAGCAUUAAUUUCAAUUCGUUUUCCAGGUUCCUUUUGCUCAGAUUCCAACUGCCUAGCCACCUUCAGAUGAUAAUUUGGCUUUUCAUGGAGGCUGUUUUAGAAAGAGGUCCUUCUCUCAUCAGUGGUGGAGUGGAGUUUCUGCUUUGGAGCCAUUCCUGUCUGGUUUUGAAUCCUUACUCAACACAUUACUGAUGUUGGCCAGCAUAUCUCUUAAGCCUCAGCAUCCUCAUCUGUCAAAGAGGGGCCUAGUGCCUACUUCAUGAGGUUGUGGUGAGUUACCUGGGAUAACAGGUGUAUCCUGGACUUUUGUUGGAGCUUGGUAAAAAGCAGUAUCUGUGCCCCUUCCCAGCUUUCCUUCCAAGGAGAUUGGGUCACAAAAUUUCAUCCAAUUGAGAAUAUCAUUAUCUCUUGCUUUUCACAAAUUCACUAAUGAAGUGAGGCCUUAGGAAUGACUUAGUUGCUUCCUUGAAGACUCUAAAGGGUCAUUUCACAGAGGAGAGCAACUCAUAUUCAUUCAUUCGAAAGUAUUUCCUGAGGACUCACUACAUAUUAGUGGGGGAGAGAGAAACUGUAAGGCACAUUUCCUGCCCUAAAGAGGCUCUCACACAGUCUGGUGCAGUCAAAAGAAGACACUGUAUGACUUUGACAUGAAAUUUUAUUUUCCUGAGCUCAAAUUUCCUCAUUUUGCAAAAGUGGUCAGUAACCUAUUCCAUUGUUAGUUGGAGAGAAGGAGUAAGACAUGCAGACGUGAUAACAAGGCUGCAUCAAAUCUGAAGACCAGAGGUACACAAAGGUAACAACAAUGUGUUGAGGUAUUGAAGACUGGAAGAGAUGCCUUCACUCUGGUCACAAUUUACCAAUAAAGUUAAUGAAUGGUGGGUUGGAUUUCAGCGGGCAGAGAUUUGCAGAGCGAAAGGCUUGAAGACCAAACAAGGAUCGUGGAGGUGGCAGGAAUAAGGCUGGAAAUGUAAACUGAGGCGGAUCUUGGCAGAUACUGAAUGUCAACCAAGGGGUUUAACCUUUAUCUGUAGCUGAUGAAAUGCCAGUAAAGCUGAUGUAAACAUUGAUAUUACAAAGGAUAUUUUUAAAAAUAAAAGCUGAAUCUGACAUAAUUAGAGAAGGUGAUUUAGAGGGGAUUCAAUUCAAAGGAAGAUUUAGUUUUAACAAGGGCAUGUUAUUGGCAGGACAUUGUGCUCACUGGCAUAGGGCAGAAGACAAAGAUGUCAAGGUGUGGACCUUGCCCUCAAGGAGCUUAUAAUCAAAAGGGUCAGAUAAGACUUGCACAUAGAAAAAUACAAUCCAAGGUAGACUUGUGAUAAGUGUUGUAAUAGAACCCCAGCCCAAGUGUCAGUAGAGAGUGAGAUUAAUUUACCUAACCCGGGAGGCUGGAGGCAGGAGACCAAGUCAGAGGGUCAUCUUUGGAACCCUAAACCUAGACUGGGAAAACCCCAGGGGGGACAUAGGAGGUCGUCCAUUCCACCUUCACUCGGGAUAGGUAUUCUCUAUCCUGAGUAAAAAAUGACUUUAAUAUUGAAACAAAAAGUGGAGCUCUGAGGAAAAAUUGUGAAGGAAAAGGUGGUGGGAAGGGGACAAGAGAAGAUGAAUUAAUUAAUUUUUGCUUUUUAGGGCCGUACCUGUGACAUAUGGAGGUUCCCAGGCUAGAGGUUGAAUCUGAGCUGCAGCUGUGGGUCUACACCACAGCCACAGCAAUGCGGGAUCUGAGCUGCGUCUGCAACCUACACCACAGCUCACGGCAACAUGGAUCCUUAACCCCCAGUGAGUGGGGCAGGAUCCAACCCUGUCGAUCAUUAGUCCUCAGAGAUUCAUUACUAAUCAGGUUCAUUACUGCUGAGCCACAACAGGAACUCCUGAAGGCAAAUUUAGCUUUGAGGUGCUGAGGUACUGGUAGAAGAGACUCCCAAAUGGAGAGUUGAAGGCCAGGAAAUGGAUGAGAUCAGAGAGGGAGAGUGUGUCUGGAGAGAGAAGGGAUGAAAACAGAAACUGGGGGAACACCCAUGUUCCAGGAGGUAGGAAGAGAAAGAGGAGUCAGAGAAGGAGUGGCCAGAGAGAGGUGAGAAAAAAACCCAGCAGAAUACCUUGUCACGAAGUUUUUAGAAGAGGGGUGGCAAGAAUGGAAGACCGGGUGGGAAGGCCCCAAGGGAACAGAAGACGGAAACUGCCAUAGGGAUUGAGGUUCCCAAGGGCAUUUCAGUGAAUGAAGGCCUUUCCAAAGAGUCCACAAAUAAGCUGGAUUCCCUGUGUCUGGGACAUUUUAAGGCGGAGCGCUCCCGGAGGCCAGAGGAACAGGACUGAGUGCUGUGAUCUCCAAAGAUCUGGCGUUCAGCUCUGUAAUUAGCACUACCUCUCCUAACCCGAACCAGUCCCUCCAGGAACUGAAAAGCUGAAGAACGUAGUUGGGAGGGAUUUCACACCCGGCUCUUCGGCCCAGCCCGGUGAUGUCCCGUUUCAUCACGCAGCUCUAAUGACUCUCCGGGCUGUCACUCUCAUCUGGUAUUGCCAGCAAUCUGACUAAUCCCUCUUGCAAAAGUUUGCAGCAUUCGUCCAGACUGACUACAGCUCCCAGAGUUCCCGGGCGCUUCCCGGUGCCGAUUGGAUGAGCCGUCAGCUCCCGAGGGAGGUGUCGCCCCCGCCUCCCCGGGAAACAGGCAUCUGAUUGGCUGCGGCGCGGGGCUUUUGUGUCCCCGCCCUUCCCCGGGGACCGCAGCGGGCAGAGCGGCGCUGCUGGUGUCGGAGCCGGGUGAGCGCUGGCAGUUCCGCGGCGGGGAUGCUGAGGAGCGCUGGGUUUGCGAGCAGCCCUGGCCACUGCGGACUUCCGAGGUGAUCCGCACGGUGAAAACCCCUACGCCGCGGCCCAUCACAGGCUCCAGAGGUCAUUUACCCCUCCAGAAGCCAGACGAGCGGGGAGUCCAGCGCAGAGGCGGCGGUUCCCGGAUCCUGGGCUUUCGGAGCGUUCUGGAACCCCGAGAGACACCCCGGGGGCUCUAGAACCUCCCCAGCGGCCCCCAGUCCCGGCUUCCUGUGCUCGUCCGUCCGAAACCCCCUCGGGUGCACGGGCGGUCGGCGAGCCGCGGCUGGGUCCUGGCGCACACCAUGAUCGUUGCGGACUCCGAGUGCCGCGCGGAGCUUAAGGGCUACCUGCCCGGGGCUGGAGAGGAACAGAGGGAGAGCCGGGCUCGGCGAGGCCCUCGAGGGCCCAGUGCCUUCAUCCCUGUGGAGGAGGUCGUGCGGGAGGGAGCCGAGAGCCUGGAGCAGCACCUGGGGCUGGAGGCGCUGAUGUCCUCAGGGCGGGUGGACAACCUGGCAGUGGUAAUGGGCCUGCACCCUGACUACCUGACCAGCUUCUGGCGCCUGCACUACCUGCUGCUGCACACGGACGGGCCCUUGGCCAAUUCCUGGCGCCACUACAUCGCCAUCAUGGCUGCUGCUCGCCACCAGUGUUCCUACCUGGUUGGCUCCCACAUGGCCGAGUUUCUGCAGACCGGUGGUGACCCUGAGUGGCUGCUUGGCCUCCACCGUGCCCCUGAGAAGCUGCGCAAGCUCAGUGAGAUCAAUAAGCUUCUGGCACAUCGGCCGUGGCUCAUCACCAAGGAGCACAUCCAGGCCUUGCUGAAGACGGGCGAGCACAGCUGGUCCCUGGCCGAGCUCAUCCAGGCCCUGGUCCUGCUCACCCACUGCCACUCACUGGCCUCCUUUGUCUUUGGCUGUGGCAUCCUCCCUGAGGGAGACCCAGAGGGCAGCCCUGCGCCCCAGGCCCCUUCACCCCCCAGUGAGCAGAGCACACCUCCCAGCAGGGACCCACUGAACCACUCUGGGGGCUUUGAGGCUGCCCGUGACGUGGAAGCGCUGAUGGAGCGCAUGCGGCAGCUGCAGGAGAACCUGCUGCGGGACGAGGGGGCGUCGCAGGAGGAGAUGGAGAGCCGCUUCGAGCUGGAGAAGUCAGAGAGCCUACUGGUGACCCCCUCAGCUGACAUCCUGGAGCCAUCUCCAAACCCAGACAUGCUGUGCUUUGUGGAAGACCCCACUUUCGGAUAUGAGGACUUCACCCGGCGAGGCACGCAGGCACCCCCCACCUUCCGCGCCCAGGAUUAUACCUGGGAAGACCACGGCUAUUCACUGAUCCAGAGGCUCUACCCCGAGGGUGGGCAGCUGCUAGAUGAGAAGUUCCAGGCAGCCUAUAGCCUCACCUACAACACCAUCGCCAUGCACAGCGGAGUAGACACCUCCAUGCUCCGCAGGGCCAUCUGGAAUUACAUCCACUGCGUCUUUGGCAUCAGAUAUGAUGACUAUGACUAUGGGGAGGUGAACCAGCUCCUGGAGCGGAACCUCAAGGUGUACAUCAAGACAGUGGCCUGCUAUCCAGAGAAGACCACCCGAAGAAUGUACAACCACUUCUGGAGGCACUUCCGCCACUCAGAGAAGGUCCACGUGAACUUGCUGCUCCUGGAGGCCCGCAUGCAAGCCGCCCUGCUCUACGCCCUCCGAGCCAUCACCCGCUACAUGACCUGACUCGCCCGCAGGACCUGGGCCCAGCACAGCUGACCCUGGGGCAUCUCUCUCCCUGCAAGGACGUCUCUGUUUGGAGACAGACCCUAAUCCCCUCCUGCCCCACACCCACCCACCCUACUCUGGGGAUGGGCCUGUGUGUGACUGCGCAGCCACCCCCACCCCACCCCCGCCACACCCUCCUUCUUUCUCCCUGGAAUGGACAGAAUCAUUGCACUGACUCUGGGAUCUCAGCUCUGUCCCCUGAGAGCUGGAAGAGGACUAGUAGAUGCCCAGGAGGCUGGCCCUUCUCCCUGCCCCUGCCCCCAGAGGCCAAGGGCACAGGAAGGAAAAUGGGCUGAGCUCGGACUUAUGUGCCAACAGGCCAGGCCCCAGGCAGCACAAGUACCAUGGCCUUUCCUGGCCUGGGAAGUCCCUGGCUGGCCCCCGGGAGAGGGACAGUCACCUUCAGGGACUGACACUCCAGGCGGCUUUGCCUUUCCUCCUGCUUCCUCAUCUUCAGACUUCAUUACCUCCCACCUACCAUUCACCCAUCAAUGUGAAAGUCAAGGUCACAGCUGGUCUGUGCAUCCGGCUCCCCAAAAGUCUGUUCUGUUGGGCAGCCCGCAGGCGCUUGGUUCCCUGGCUGCCCUGAUGCUAGUUCUGUUCCUUUGACCUCUUUCACCCUCUUACCCUUUUCUCCCACGCCUAGUGGUGUAAGGCCCCAGGAAGGGGACCAAGCACAUAAACAAGUCGAUUAUCUCUAGAGCGUUUGGAGCCUCUACUGGUCCCUUUGCCUUCAGAAGAGGAGGGAGUAUUAGAGUAUGAAUUCUCUGUGUCUUGGUUCUUUACAGGUGAGGUUUCUCAGGGCCUCUCCCCUAGAGCCACAGUUAGUGCCCAAGAGGAGGCAGACAGGUGAAUUCUGUUCUGCCCAGGGCCACAUCUGCCCUGCAGAGACUGGCAUCCCACUCUCCCUCCCAUCUCCAUGGCUCUGCCACAGACAUUUGCCAAAAAGGUGAGCCUUUCUAGGUGGUGUAGGUGGCACAUGGCUCAGGGGGGAGCGUCAGGGUUCUGGUGUGGGCCAGGUGACCGUGGCUCCAUGAGCAAACCUCCCUAACCUCCUCCGUUUCCACCCCUGCAGCCUGAGGGGUAAGACUAAGUUUCUGCGAUGACUGAGACUUCACUCUGAUUCUCAGGCCAAUCUGCUGGCAGCACCCUGUAAACCUUGCAGGAUCUUGGGGGCCCCCUGGGGAGCCUCACCACCACCACCAUAACUCCUUGUGGUCUGUUCCUCCAGGCCACCUGCCAAGGACCUCCCCAUCCCCCAUCCCCACUUCUGUCCCUUCUCAAUUUUAGGGAGAUUGCUUGGAGGCAGAAGCAGCCAAGGACUGAUCCCAGGCACUUUCUGUAGCAAACAAGCUGUGAAUUAUGACUUCCCUCGCCCUUCUGGCAGUAUGUGCCUCCUCUCUGACCAGUUGGAAGGUGACUGAAGAAAGGCAAGGGCCACGAUGCUGCUGCUUCUGCCCCUCCUCUCGGGUGGGAUGGGAGAGGAGCCUGGUCAUUGUGCCACAUUUCAUCCCCGUGCGGGCAUGGGCAAGUGACUGGCACCCCCUUCGGGCCUCAGAGCCCUCCGUGCAAUGAAGCUGGGCUGGAGGGAAGAGGUCCCAGCACUGGGGUUUGGAUUCAAGAGGGGACUGACGACUGUGAAAUUCCCCCGGGGGGUGGGGAGGGGUAUCCAGUGUUCAAGUGCAGAAAUCUUCGCCUUUGCUACCAGUUCUGUAUGGUGAGAAAUAAAAGUGCACCAAGGUUUUGUUUUGUA